Messenger RNA from Paramecium tetraurelia, 834 nucleotides. RefSeq lists its product as uncharacterized. The transcript is spliced from 5 exons. The record is from RefSeq and is a predicted model, not a curated record. NCBI's taxonomy places the organism in Eukaryota, Ciliophora, Oligohymenophorea, Peniculida, Parameciidae.
AUGCUACCAUAUCUACCAAAUCCUGGGUAAUCAUAGCAAUAGCUGAACGUGUUAAACAAUCAAUCAUAGGGGAAUUCAGCUCAAAAGAUGAAAAACAAUGCAGAGAACCCUAUAACAGUAGAUGAUGAUGAACCAGCAUAACCUACUAAGAAAUGUUACAACGUUCAGUGUAAGAAUGUUGGGGACAAGAAAAUCAAAUCCAAGAGGCAUGAUAUAUUAUUCUUUUGUGACAAAUGUUCUAAAUUAUAUAAUAAAGGAAAUUUUUGUGAUUUUUGCGAACAAGUUUACGGCUCUUACGAUGACGAGGCUGGCUGGGUUUAAUGCGAUCAAUGCUAAAAAUGGAAUCACAUUGCCUGCGAAUAAAAAUAUAGAAAUUAAAAUAUUGAAAAUGAACCAGAAACCACUCCAUAUCAUUGUUUAACUUGUUCCAAGAACAUCAAGAAAACUAAACCAGUGAAGAAACAAGAAGAGCAGCAGCCUCCUUAGAAGUAGCGUCCCAUUACUGAACAAGACGAUGCUAGAAAUAGAGAAAAGAACAUUACCUUUGUGGCCACGAAGGACAACAAAAUACAAUACACCUAUCGAUUAAACUUGUUAGAAGAGGAAAUCAAAGUAGAUUUGGAUCUCCUUCGAAAUUCGAUUAAAAAGGCUAAGAAAUUAUAAAUGCAAUCUCCGCCUCAAAUAUUCCAAUAGCACAUAACUUCUUCUCAAUAAUAAAGUCAACAAUCGCAACAACAACAAGAAGUUUAAGAGCAAUCUUCAUUGGGUAGUCGAAGUUUGAGGAGAAGAAUAAAUUAGAAAUUGAAUUACAGAGAUCUGGUUGGGGAAUAUUGA